GCAUUAUUUGCAAUCGGAAAUCCUCUGGGAAUCAUCGCAAAGUAUUAACCAUGUUGAAGACUCUUCUAGUUGCCACUUUGGCCCUUUCUCUGGCCUCAGCUGCUCCUCAUAGUCAGCUGGAUGGACGCAUUGUGGGAGGAGCAGAUGCCACUGUGGGGCAGUUUCCUCACCAGGUGUCCUUGCGCCACUUAAGCUCCCAUAUCUGCGGCGGCAGCAUUAUCGCUCCCCAAGUAAUCCUGACCGCUGCCCACUGCGUCACCAGCGAAGCAACUGACGGCACAUUGAAGGUAACUCCAGCCAAGCAGCUAAGCAUUCGUGCCGGAUCCGUCGAUCGCCAGAGCGGCGGAGUUGUCAUCAAGGUAUCCAAGGUCAUAGUGCAUGAGAAUUAUGGCAACUUCUUGAAUGACGUGGCCAUUCUAUAUCUGGAGAAAUCGCUUAGCUACUCUGCCGUGAUAAGGGCCAUUCCUCUGGCCAGCUCAGAUACUGCAGUGGGCAGCCAGGUGCUCAUCUCCGGAUGGGGUCGUCUCUCCACAAAGGGUCCCUCCCCUCGCUUCCUGCAAUGGAAUACGCUCAGUUCGUUGUCCAAGCAGAGCUGCAUCAGCUCCACCUUCAUGUUCACCAGCAGCCUGAUCUGCUUGGCCCACAAGGAGGGCAACGGCGCCUGCAAUGGCGACUCUGGCGGCCCGGCUGUCCAGAAUGGCCAACUCAUCGGCAUUGCUGGCUUUGUCAUUGAUGGUUGUGGCAGCAGCAAUCCUGAUGGUUAUGCCAAGGUCUUCUAUCACCGUGAUUGGAUUGUUAAACAUGCCAAUUUGUAAGGUGGAAAUUUCCAAAUUUCCAGCUAGAGUAGAAUUCAACCGAUUUGAGAUUUUCUUCAAGUAAUAAAGUCGAGUUUUA
This is a messenger RNA of Drosophila innubila, 894 nucleotides long. RefSeq names its product serine protease SP24D-like. The coding region runs from base 51 to 815 and encodes 254 amino acids. NCBI's taxonomy places the organism in Eukaryota, Metazoa, Arthropoda, Insecta, Diptera, Drosophilidae. The transcript is spliced from 2 exons. Gene Ontology annotation, molecular function: serine-type endopeptidase activity. The record is from RefSeq and is a predicted model, not a curated record. Gene Ontology annotation, biological process: proteolysis.